UUUCAUUUACUUUCUAGAAAUUUUCUUCCCUUUAUAACCAAAGUUCUUACAUUUUUCUCUGGUAAUUCAGCUUCCACUGAUCCUGAAGAUACCGCGGCAUUCUGCACCAUUGCCAGAUCUGAGGAUCAUCUUUGCACCGGAAUUUUGGAUUCCGAGUUUUCUGUUUGAAUUCUCCGGCGUUAUUCGUGGAUCCAGCUGCUUCUUCGAACCGACGUGAACUGGCAUGGAUAUGAGAUUUUAAAGGUUCUUGAAAUAGACUGCUCAGAGACAUAGAUUUCAUUGUGUGGUCAGGAUAUAUUGUUAUUUGCAAUAGUUAGAUUUACAUCUGUUGGGACAAUGGCAUUACAUUUUGCUUCUAUUGUGUCGAAACUGCAAUUAUCUACUUCUGACCAUGCCUCUGUGGUCUCUCUGAAUAUAUUUGUGGCCCUUCUUUGUGCUUGUAUUGUAAUUGGUCAUCUUCUGGAGGAGAACCGAUGGAUGAAUGAGUCAAUCACUGCCCUUCUCAUUGGUCUUUGUACUGGUGUUGUUAUUUUGCUGGUCAGUGGGGGUAAAAGUUCGCAUCUUUUAGUCUUCAGUGAAGACCUUUUCUUUAUAUAUCUUCUACCACCAAUCAUUUUUAAUGCUGGGUUUCAGGUGAAGAAAAAGCAAUUUUUCCGUAACUUUAUCACCAUCAUGCUGUUUGGUGCAGUCGGCACAUUAAUAUCUUGUACCAUCAUAUCAGUUGGGGUAAUUCAAUUCUUCAAGGAAAUGGAUAUUGGCUCAUUGGAUAUUGGAGAUUUUCUAGCAAUUGGUGCAAUAUUUGCUGCAACAGAUUCUGUCUGCACUCUACAGGUGCUUAGUCAGGAUGAGACACCACUACUUUACAGUCUGGUUUUCGGAGAGGGUGUUGUAAAUGAUGCAACCUCAGUGGUGCUUUUUAAUGCAAUUCAGAGCUUUGACCUCACUCAUAUCAAUCACAGAAUUGCUUUGCAGUUUAUUGGCAACUUCUUCUAUUUAUUUUUCACUAGCACUGUGCUAGGAGUGGCUGCCGGGCUGCUAAGUGCAUACAUUAUUAAAACAUUGUACUUGGCCAGGCAUUCAACAGACCGUGAGGUUGCUCUUAUGAUUCUCAUGGCAUACCUUUCAUAUAUCAUGGCUGAACUGUUCUAUUUGAGUGGGAUUCUCACAGUAUUUUUUUGUGGGAUUGUGAUGUCCCAUUACACUUGGCACAAUGUGACUGAGAGUUCAAGAGUAACUGCCAAGCAUGCUUUUGCAACUUUGUCAUUUGUUGCGGAGACUUUUAUCUUUCUUUAUGUUGGUAUGGAUGCUUUGGAUAUUGAGAAAUGGAGAUUUGUAAGUGACAGUCCUGGAACAUCUGUUGCUGUAAGUGGGGUACUGCUUGCUCUGGUUAUGGUUGGAAGGGCAGCAUUUGUCUUUCCCCUAUCGCUUUUAUCGAACUUAGCUAAGAAAUCUCCUAAUGAUAGAAUUAGCUUUAGGCAACAAAUAAUAAUCUGGUGGGCUGGUCUUAUGAGAGGUGCUGUGUCUAUGGCACUUGCAUACAAUCAGUUUACAAGGUCUGGGCAUACCCAAUUGCGAGAGAAUGCAAUUUUGAUUACAAGCACAAUAACAGUUGUUCUUUUCAGCACUGUGGUGUUUGGUUUAAUGACUAAGCCUCUAAUCAGGUUCUUGUUGCCUAAUCCAAAGCAAACAAGAAGCAUGAUGUCAGAUGCAUCGAGUCCUAAAUCAAUUACCGUACCAUUUCUUGGGAGUGGACAAGAUUCUUUCGGUGAUGAUAUCAGUGGAAAUGAUGUCCAGCGACCGAGCUCCAUACGUGAACUUCUCAGAACCCCAACACGCAAUGUUCAUCACUAUUGGCGUAAAUUCGAUGAUGCUUUCAUGCGUCCUGUGUUUGGUGGCAGGGGAUUUGUUCCUUUUGUCCCUGGCUCACCAACUGAAAGGAGCGGACAUCAUAACCCAUGGCAAUGAGAAUACAUUUCACGUAGAGAACCAACCAUGCACCGUUUCUUUGAAUCCUGUCAAUGGAACCUUUGAAGAAUGGGUAGCCUGGGCUGUCGCAAGCGCUGCUGUAUCAUAUUCUGUAACUAUCUUUGCUAGGUAUCAUAUACAACUGAUGCCUUAAAGACGUCUACUGUUUAGUCUAUGCUAUUUGCAUUUCUCUUGUUCACUUAAUUUUUGAAUGUUUGUAUGAUUUACGGUUGGCCUAGCUAGCCAUAAUUAUAAUUUUAUAAUUUUGCACCUUUUUUGGUUAAAUGAUUGAAAAUUAAAUUGAAGAAUUUUUG
Messenger RNA from Rubroshorea leprosula, 2279 nucleotides. NCBI's taxonomy places the organism in Eukaryota, Viridiplantae, Streptophyta, Magnoliopsida, Malvales, Dipterocarpaceae. The record is from the annotation of a GenBank genome assembly.